Xyrichtys novacula (pearly razorfish) is the source of this 11164-nucleotide messenger RNA. The record is from the annotation of a GenBank genome assembly. Lineage: Eukaryota; Metazoa; Chordata; Actinopteri; Labriformes; Labridae.
GGUCAAAAGUCGCUCUGAAGAGGCGGAGAAAAGAGCUGAAAACACACAGGUAGAUCACAAAUACUCUUGCAGUGGAUUAUCAAACAUACCUCCAACUAUAAACCUCAUAUUUACCGGUAACCUGCUUGAAUCUAGUUGUCUGUGAACAGUUUUGUACUGGUCGGAGUGAAGUUGUGAUUUUUUUGGAACUAUCGUCGAUCGACGUCGCUGUAAGUUUCAACGCCAACAUGGAUCACUUGUCUCGGGGUUUGUGUGGUUGAUCUGAAGCUGUCAAGUACCGGGAUACUGUUUUUCAUUAACGGUGAGUGACUGUAGGUGGUUGUAGCCUACAUGUAGUAAUGUAAACUAGUCUCCUGCUUUGUUAAGUCAACAAAGUCCAUGAAUUAUUAGGUUUUAGAGUCUUUAAUGUGAAAUGUAACUUAUAAUUUCUCAAAAUAUUGUCAUAGCUGUAAUAAGUUUGACUUAAAAUGGCUAUUUGCCCUGGUACUAUACAUAAGGUUGACAUACACGAAGUGCUUAUUGGAUUUAUUUUUGUACAUUUCAAAAUGAAAUAGACUGCUCUUAAUCUUAUAUUUAUUAAACACACUCAGGUAUGUCAAACUUGGUUAUCUAUAUGAUGUGUUUGGUUAUCUAUAUGAUGUGUUAUAAAAGUUUUAUACUCCCCUUCUGUUUAUAAAGUUGCUCACAGACUUCAGUCUUCACCAUCUACAACUGCUUAACAGGGAAUCAAUCAAAAGUGCUACUAACUUUUAAUUACUGAGAGCAGUGAGAAUAAGUGCUCCAGAAUGUUUUAUUUUUCAAUUCAAAUGCAAAUGAGCUGAAUACUUUCACCCUAAAUGCACUUGUGCUUUUGAGAAAAUAACAUCUGAUAUUUUGCAAGAAGCACACCCUAAAUGCACUUAAUCCAAGCUCAGAUUAUUAAUAUACUUUCAACAUCACAGUUUUUAUUUUUUGUGUAAAUGCACCUUUUCUGCUAUAUUUACUGAUGUUUCCACAUGCUUAAUCUUGAUUUGUUCUCAUGCUACCAGUGUAAACAAUCCCCAACAUCUUAAAGAGUAGUUUUCAGGAUAAAGAUCACUCUUAGCCAUUUGAAGUUACAGAUAAUAUCUAACUAGUGACCGUCCAGCCUUAUAAAGCUCCAUAACCAAACAGUUUAACACAUGGUUGUUAUGCAUGCCAUGAGGCUGAGAGCAUUUUCAGUAGCUGAGCAGGUUAAAGAUUCAUCACUCUGUACAUAGAGAGACUGAUCACAGAGUUUGCUGUGUUGACCAGUGUAAGCAUUUCCUUCCUGAUUUUGAAUGUCACCGACAGACAAUUUGUCUCGUACUCGCUCAAGCUAAGAGAAAAAUUAAUUGGGAGUUGUCUCUGGAAAUGAAUGCAAGUCCGGGCUAGUACCCUCCUGCGUGGUUGCUGUUUCUUUGCGGCAUCAGUUGGCAGUUAAAAAAAAGAGACAGACAGAGACAGGUUGAUUGUUGAGGACAAUGUGGCUCUGCAGGCUGUUUGGUGUUGAUGUUAAUUUUUUCCCAGGGUAGCUGACAGGGGAAUGUUGAAGGCCUUUUCUGACUCAUAGCUGCUGGGUUUGGUGAGCUGAUAAGCUGCUGAUUUAUGGUCGAACAACCCUCUAGGAGCAGUAAAAGCACAAACAAGCGAUUGAAAAAUCUGUUUGGGUAUUUUAUUGCAUCAAUUUGAGGUUAUCUGUCUACAUGUCAGUCUAAAAUGAAAGACAAUAUGAUGUCCCUGUCAGUCUGAAAAAGCAGUUGACAGUCAUGCAACCGUUGACGUGUAUCACAGUAGCAUAAAUACUGUGCGAAGAGGAUCCUGUCUGACUGGUACCCCCUAAACUGACUGACAAGAUUAUGUUUCCGCCUCUCAGUUUUUCACAUUGCUUCAGGACUCCCUGUGGGACUGCAGCCUCAAAGGUUCAAAUGAGUCACCGCCCAGAGAGCAGGACUGAGACUGAGCCUACUUUGUGUAAUAGUUGAGAAAAAGACUGACUUGUGUGGCUGUUUUUGUCCCCCUGUUUCCUUAUCCACCUGCUCCUUUCUGUUUGUUGCUACUUUCAUGCCCUGUUUGAUGGUUUCGCUAACUGUUAUGAUAUUCUAGCACGUGCAAAUCAACCUUUUUCCUUUGCUGUGGUUGUAAAAGACUAAAACUUGAUACCUUUGGAUCGUUCGUGCAGUAAACUUAACCAGCAGGAUUUAAAUAAGAUUCAAGUACGAGCACCUUUGCACAAACACAACAUAACAACUAAGUGUUGGCACAUAUCUGAAAGCUGGAAAGUCUCCCUGUGGCCUCUAAUGCCAGAGGGCUUUUUGUUAUGUCACUGUGGCAACUGCAGAAUCUCAGGUUAGACUCAGUUACUGUUAAACUGUCUGGUUCAAUGACCUGAUUCAUGUGGCAGUCAUUUUUCCCAGGUAUCACAAAUACUGUUAAAAAGAAUUACGCUGCAUUUGCUCAAGUGUUAGUCACACAGACUUCCACUUUACUGCUUUCAAAAUGAUCCAACAUCUGACCAUUUCAGCCUAAAAAUACUUACUUUAGCCGUCAAACAAAAGCUGACUCUAAGCAAGAAAUGCAAACAUCACUGCAUUGAAGAAAUUUCUGAGAAUAAAUCUUAAAAUCAUAUCUAUUUAACGCCUUUUGUAUCAUAUUUGAUACAUACUUUCAUGAUACGUCUAUUAAAUCAAUAUGAUCAAAAAAUUACUCAAAAAGCACCUGAACACAGUCCGAUAAAUGAUAAAAAUGCUCUUUUGUGGUUUAUCAGUUUCUAAAAACAUCUAAUGUACCAAACAAGAUAAAUAUAUAUAUUUGUUAAAUUUUGUGGGCAUUUUGAUUUUUCUGGUUUUCAGUAGGAAGUAAGACAAGAUAGGCCAAAAUGGGCCAAAAACAGCGGAAUAACUCUUUAACUGUGCAUCUGAGAAAAAAAGAUCUCGUUAAGAAACACAUGCCUGUUAAAUUUUGGGCAGAUCGGGAAAAGUGGACACUCAUGGCGCUCUGUAGGGGGCCCUCGUGAGACAUUUUUUUCCCGCUUUUUUUUUUGGGUCACUUCAGAACAUUGUGAUUUUCACCGGGCCCGACCUGCCUGCAAAUUUUCAUGAGUUUUCGAGGUAGUUCAGUGGGUCAAAUUUGCGUUUUCAGUGGGCGUAAAAUAAUAAUAAUAUUAAUAAUAAUAAUAAUAAUAAUAAUGGAGAACCCCUUGGAUUACCAAAGGGCUUCACCGCAACGCUGUGCUCUCAGCUCUGGCCCUAAUAAACAUUUCAGCUCCCAAAAAUUUGAAUUCUCUGGCCAUAAUUUGUGGUUUCAGGCAUUAAAGGGUUAAAAAAUACAUCUGAGCGCUGUCUUAUAACCUUCAACCUUUAGCUUUACAGGCAAGUCAGCUAGCCGGGUCAUGCUGAUGGACCAGGACACUCAGUGGCUGUACGCGCUCCUCGCCGAGGUCCAGCUGGAGAAGUUCUACCUCCGCGUCAGAGAUGGACUCAACAUCACGCGCAUCGAUCACUUCGCCUACGUGAAGGAGAGCGACCUGGAGCAGAUCGGGAUCAGCAAACCUGGUGAGCGUGAUUGCCACCUAGCUAUCGAAUAAAAAUCUUAUCACUUAAAGUUACUUCAGGCGGUUAUUUUAGUUUGUUCUUCCUUUUCUCAUAUUUAUAAAAAGUUCCCACAACUUCUUUUAAAAGUGUUUUUAACUUGGCUUCAAAGUCCAUGCGGUUCAUAGUUUCUUCAUGAUUGUAAGUCUAAAAUAUGUUCACUAUGUUUAAUUAUUUUGGGAGUAAUCUUCACCUUGAUUACCUUGAGUGUAUCUUUUGUUUGCCUUUAUUUAUUAAUCCCACCCUUUUCCCUCAGACCAUUAGACUAUUGUUCACUUGACACUGAAAACUCUAGGGUGUGUUUGAAAAAUUCACUUCCAUUGAAAUAUGAGCGCAUAUCAUGUAGCAAACCUGGCACCAGCACGCAAAAAAUGUAGCCUCCAAGAAAACCUGUACCAGGUUCAGGAUGGUGUCAGGUUUAAAACGUGGACUUCCCUUACUCCUCCUCGGCUAUCACAGACAAAAGUGAGGGUAAUAUCAGAGGGUGUGCGGCUUUUUUUACCUGCUACUAGUUAUUUUCUUCUGUCUUUUACCUCUGCGAGUACGACUGUAAUAAAAACUCAAUAAAAAAAUCAAAAUGUAGUGAGAUUUGGUUGAGGUCUGAAAGGUUUAUGUCCACCUGAAAGUCCUAAACAGACUCAAAUCAAGUGCAGAAAAAAAGCUAAAACUCUGUAGGAUUUUGGUUCUGACUCUUAUUCUUCUCUUUUCAGCUCAAAGGAGACUAUGGGAGGCUCUGAAACGCUUCAAGAUAAACUCACGAUCACGGAUGCCCAAGGUCAGAAACAUGGAGAAACACCAACUUUGAGUUCUUAUAAGUUUUGUAAAACCUACACUAUAAAAACCAGCGCCCGCAUUAAUGAGAUGUUCAUGUUUUCACUAAUGCACACAGUCAGUAGGUCGGAGUCAGGAUGGGCUAGAGCAGUGGAGUGGAGGCGGUCCCACUCAGAGUCAAGAUGGAGGAAGCCGGGCCCUACCAUGCCUGAUCCAGGACAGCGAGCUGGUUCUGGGAGAGAAGCUGGGCUCCGGGUCCUUUGGGGUGGUGAAGAAAGGAGAGUGGCACACGCCCUCUGGGAAAGUGGUAAGAGGCAGUUUAAUCCACUGUUGAGUAGAUACAGUUUCAACACUGCUAAUCCCUUUAAGAAGUCUGCAUUUGCAUCCUGCUUUGAUCAGCAGCGGCUUGGUGGCUGUCUAACAUGAGUCUGGUCCUGCUCAAGGUUUCUGCCCUGCCACUGUCACUCAUGUUAGAUGGGACGGGUCAAAUCUGUCCUAUCUUAAGGUUGGGUUGUAGUAAUUCAUCAAACAAUGAUCGUGGUCCAUACCUGCUUUUUUUCAGAAAGCGUCUUGGGAUAACGACUAUUGUGAUUCUGCACGAUAUAACUAAAAUUUGAUUUAAUUUGUUUGAUCUGAGCCCCAAAACGUAUUUCAUAUUGUGAAUCAGAAAAAAUCAUAAAACAGAACUUAAAGCUACUCUAUCUUUUCUUCAUGAAUUCAAUCUGUCGAAUAACUUCUCAGAUGGCCGUAAGAUUUUAUAAUUGUUAAAUUACAGACACUUCGUCUUCCAGUUCCUUUCAUCCUCUUUCAGCUCUUUGUUUUGCCAAAACUGACACAAACCAAAAGUUCCUCACAGGAGCUUUAAUUUUUGUAUUAAUAAUAUGACAUGAUGGUGUUUCUGCUGCCAUCAAGUGGCAAGAAAUAAGAACUGCUAAAUCCAUAUGAGUCAGUUAAUUGUAUGUUUUUCCUCCUUUGGUAAAGAGAUGCUCCAUCCAUGUAAACAAACAAAGACUGAUCAGGUUUUGGUCUGUUUGUUCUCUUCACAGUUGCCUGUAGCCGUUAAGUCCCUCAGAAGUAACAUGUCCAGGCAGACGGACACACUGACGGACUUUCUCCAAGAGGUCACCACCAUGCAGUCUUUGGACCACCCCAGCAUCAUCAGGCUCUACGGUGUGGUGCUCACAAAACCCCUUAAGAUGGUAAGAUUACAGAGAGUGGGUAUAAAAUGUUUUAUUUGUAUUUCAACGCCGGAUCUCACAAUCUUUUACUUUAUCGUCUUUUAGGUAACAGAGUUGGCCCCCUUUGGCUCGCUGUACGACAUGCUGCGCUCUCGUCAGUAUGAAUACCCUCUCGUCCGCCUCUGGCUCUUUGCAAAACAAAUCGUAGCAGGGAUGGAUUACCUGGAGAGCAGGAGGUACAUCCACAGAGACCUGGCAGCGAGGAACGUGCUUCUGGCAUCCAGGGAGAUGGUUAAGAUCGGGGACUUUGGCCUGAUGAGAGGCCUGAGCCAGGAGGAGGAUCACUACGUCAUGUCUGCACACAGGAGGAUACCGUUUGCAUGGUGAGGGGAACAUUAAGUUUCAAGGUUAUCAGAGAGGAUUGCAGGAACUUGUCGUUUAAUGCGGUUUUUUCUCCAGGUGUGCUCCAGAGAGUCUCCGAGUCGGCUCGUUCUCCCACGCUUCAGACGUGUGGAUGUUUGGUGUCACCCUGUGGGAGAUGUUUACCUACUGUGAGGAGCCCUGGUUCGGUCUGUCAGGCAGACAGGUACGCACUUGCACACCACCAAGUUGAACUUUCACGCACAGCUUUUUUCUGUUUGUCCACGGCGAUCGCUGUGUUUUUAAUGACAUCUGGAAUGCGCGCCCCGCCCUGAUGCUUUUGUAAUUCACUCUCUGACUCAGAGUUAUACAAUCCUGAACAUUCUUCCUCUUCAAUCCAGAUUUUGUGGCGUGUGGAGCGGGAGGGAGAGCGUCUGGAGAAACCGCCAGAUUGCCCCCAGGAGCUGUACGCUGUGAUGAGGAAAUGCUGGGCCUGUAGUCCACAUGACAGACCCAACUUUGCUCAGCUCGCCACCAUGGUCGCAGAGGUUUGCAAAGACUCCUUCAAACGCAGCAGAAAUGUGCUGUAAUUUUUGAAAAACUUUUUGUCAUUUCUUAACAAAUUUGUCGUUACAGGCUAAACCAAUGGAGGUACAAGCAACCAGGGACUUUGCUGAACCCAGGAAGCUCGCACUUGCGGCCAACGACCUGGUGACCAUCGUAGACCAUGGGUGGGUGAAAGGGAAAGCUUUGAGCAAUACAGAAGGCCUUUUUUAAGAUGAAACAGAGGUUUAAAUGUGCACAAAGGUUGUGAUUUCAUUGAUUCCUUAAAAGGGUACAAACACACCGUAACACAGAGUUAGACACCCCCUCGAGAGAUGAAUGUGUCCGACCGCUUGCUUCUCUAGUUAUACCAACUUUAUUAACGACCACAUGAUAGCAAUACAGAGCAGUCUGAGGAGCCAUAAACAAACCUCAACCAAAACGCCACUCUAUAGCCACAAAUAAUGCUCAGAACAGCACCUAACUUCAUCAACAGUACAUAUAGGGUCCUAGCCAUAGCACUAGCCACCAAACAUCUUUUUAGCUUUGCCUAAUUUCUUUAGCAAAGAGACUAAACACAACUCACCUACUCUCUUCCAGCAGCCACUUGUUUGUACGGAGACCUCCAGGCGAGUCCAUCGACUGCAGUGGGGUGUCGCAGCUCAAGGAAGAACAUUAGUGAUCAUUUCCUCAUGGAAAUGCAAUUAGACCAAGAUGCAUAAGCAGAUGAAAUACCGCGUCUGCAGUGCAAAAUGAUUAAAAUGGUUAUUAUUGCUUCAAGGAAAUGAUAAAGUAAUGAUCAUAAAUGUUCUUCCUUGAGCUGCGACACCUCACUGCAGUCGAUGGACUCGCUCGGAGGUCUCCAUACAAACAAAUGGCUGCUGGAAGAGAGUAGGUGAGUUGUGUUUAGUCUCUUUGCUAAAGAAAUCAGGCAAAAUUAAAAGAUAUUUGGUGGCUAGUGCUAUGGCUGGGACCCUAUAUGUACUGUUGAUGAAGUUAGGUGCUGUUCUGAGCAUUAUUUGUGGCUAUAGAGUGGUGUUUUGAUUGAGCACAUGGCACUGUGUAUUGCUAUCGUGCGGUCGUUACUAAAGUUGGUAUAACUAGAGAAGCAAGCGGUCGGCAACAUUCAUCUCUCGAGGGGGUGUCUAACUCGGCGUUACAAUGUGUUUGACCUAAUUUUACACCGGAAUAUUUCUUUAAAAUUAGUCAAGCUUUGUUUGACAAACCAAAGCAGGUAUUAGCAGGGGUGCAUGGGGCAGGCAGGGGAGGGAUGAGCUCCUCUUUUUAGUACUCUUGACGGGGAAAAAAUGAACAAAUGAGCAGCUACCCCCUGGUGGUGGUUUCAGACAUUUAAAUUAGUUACACAGAAAUAUUCUCUUUUCUUGUCAAUGGUCUUAUUAGCUUUUUUUAAAAUCUAUUUUAGCUAUUUAUUAGCUAUUUUGUGCAUUAUGCUAAUUCACAGUCAGAUGGUCUUGAUUUGAGAAACAGAAACCUUUUUUUUCUAACAGUCUGAUCCGCUCUCUGUCUCUUUGUCUCUCUGUCUAUCUGUCUCUGUUCAGUCUGGACAUGUCUGAGUGGAGAGGUCAGAACCACAGGACGCUGGCGGUCGGCUGGUUUCCAGCCAGCCUCUCUGCACCGAUUCUCCCUCCAGUUCCUGCACCCAAUCCUGCACCCAACCCCAUUUCUAACACGCCACACAUCUCCGCCCCGUUGAAGGGUAGCCUGCACCACACAGGACAUGGGGACAUCAGGGUUGAGCGGUCCUGGGGGACACCGGAAGGCCCAGACGAGUCAGUGAAAUCACUUAUUUGUUCAUCUUGAUCUUACUGUUUGGUAUUUCUGUAUUAGGACAUGUCGUCUGUUGAUGGCGCGAUGAUAAAAAACAGCCACAUCCUUCCUUUGACACAUCUGCUUCCCAGUGGCUCUCUUUUUAUUUUUGUAAACAGGAAGUGGGUUGAAUGACCCACAUCUAAAAUCACACCAACACAAGCAAAACAAGGCCAAAGCUCAUCUCUGGUGCCUGUUAGUUUUUAUAUCAUCUAUCUCAGACUCUGGAGUUUUAUUGCUGAAUGCUGUUGCAGUGCGGCCCUGAACUUUCACCUGCUGUCAGUCGAUCAGUGUUAGUGAGCGGAGGCUGAGAUAAUAACAUGUUUAUUCUUCUGACCUGUGCAGCAUUGGCAGCUGGAAGCCGAGCCCGGCCAGGGAGAAGGAGGGAAGCAAUCUACAUAAAAUGGCAGGUAGGAACGGCAAAUAAAACCAAACAGAGAAGUAAAGCUGCUCUUUUUUUUAUGCAUUUUUUAUUUUAUACUUUUUCCCUUAGAGUUAUGCAUACAGUAAAAUAACAUUAGGAUGGUGUUUCUUUGCUGAUUGCACUAGGUUUAACAAGAAGAAUAGCAAAGUUACUCAAGCUAUUUUAAAGGAAUUUAAUCUAGAUAUGAAACCGACUGCAUAUCUUCAAAAAACAGCAGUUGCAUUAUUCCGUUUUUCUUCCACCAGGCUGCCCUCUGGUGUUUUUAUCUGAUACCUGCACACACCCAGAGCUAGACCCACUCACACACUGACUUCAUUCUACUUCACAGACGAAUACGUCAAACUAAAUGCAGCUAAAAUGAAAAGGUGAUUAAGUCAUCCCUUUGUUUCUGUAGGAAUGUCCCGGAGUCUAGAAUCCCUCCUGGGGGGACAGCGUCCUCGGGCUCACACCGUCAGUGCGGUCAGAGUGGACCACCAGGGUCGACUCUUACCUCCAGUCAUGGCAGCUCACUCCGUAAUGAUGCAACAGGACUUUCGACGCUUCAGCGAAGCCAGCAUCAUCCCGCCCCCCAGACCGCCACCUCCCAAUUUUAAACGUGCGAACAUGAAACCUCAGAGGAGACCAACCAUUCACCCUGCUCCUGGUACAUCAUGGCCUCCUCAGAUGGUCAUCCCCCCUCCAGGGCAGACGCAACCUCCACCUCCAAGUCAACACCUGCCUCAGCAGGGCAUGGGGGGGUCGAAUCUGGCGAAAAUGAGCAACAUGGCUCGCUCGACGCCACAGCUGGAUGAUAUGGACGGCAGAGAGAGGGAGCGGGGAAGAGAAAGAGACAAAUCGCCGCACAUGCGCAACACAAGAGACGCCCUCAUCGCACAGGUGAGAGAAAAACCCGUUCAUUCUUCUACUUGAGUAUCAAAUCUUUCUUAAAAAGGGUCUAACGCUUAAUUUUGAUGGACUCUGCUCAGGUUAUGGAGGCUGUCCACGGAGCGACCACAGAGGAGGUUCACACUGCACUUCAGCGAAGUGACUGGAACCCCGUGAGAGCCGAACAACAACUCAAGGUAAAACCAUGAGACGUUCGUUACGUAAGGCCUUUCAGCAAAUUUGUAUCCUCAGGUGCUCUAACAGGAAAAUCUAGUUGUGCUUUUCUACAUUUCUCCUGUGAAUGAAGUCAAAAGAGCGUCAAAUGGUUUAGGAUGAUGUAAGACUUCUUGUCAAGCAGAUCUCAGGCUUGUACAGUUUUAUUUAUUUACUAUAUCGUAACUCAAAGCUUAGAAGUUUAAUGGAAACACUGAAAGAUGUUGGACUACAGCGCUAAGGGGAAUUAGGUCCAUAGCAGAGGAGUUUUCAAUGUACGCCGAUGUAUUUUAGUUAUCCUGACAGUAAGGUCACAUAAAGCUGGUAGGAUCCUGAUAACUCAGCGUAGAUUAACUUAAAACCCCCAGAUGUUUUGGAUUUGGAUAUUUGAAUCAUCUCCUCUGGGUUUGAUCAAACUUUCUGUGGAAGUUCUAAUGAAUAGUCCUCAUUUACCAGGCCUGGAUUUUUUUUUUCCCCUUGUGGCAAACUUUUACGAGAAAUGCUUGAGAUCUCCUCGUGUGUUUUUCAUAACUGUCUCUGACUUUUGUGUUUUUGUAUUCACAGUUGGAGCAGCUGUACUCACUGAGCCUCUGCUCCAAAGAGGACUGUCUGAAGAUCCUCACAAAGUACCAGUGGAAUCUGCAGCUAGCCAGCCGCUACCUGAUCCGAUGGACGCGGGAUGACAGGCAAGGCCCCGGAGAGAGAGAGCGACCCUCGGCAGGAAUCGAAAGACGAGUGUGAAGACGCCUUUGAGACUUUUAGGAAAUUAACGGAGAACUGACUUGAUCAGAAACAUGUUGACACUCUGUGCGUCCUAUCCAGGGUGUACCCCGUCUCUCAACAAUGGCAGCUGGGUUAGGAUCCGGGCCCCUCGUGACCCUGUGAAGAUAAUGGAUGGAUGGAUCUUAAAACACUCUGACAUGGAUUGACCCACUUUCAUUGACCAACAGCUGGUUAAAAGCAUCUUAAAGCAGAAGAUGUUAAAAUGUAAAGAUAAUUAUUUGUAACAAAUGAGAUUAGUUUCAAAAUGGCGUGUUUCUGACUCCUUUUUUCACACUUUUACGGUACACUGUCCAGCACAUUAUGUCUGUUCUUGCAAAUAGUUUUUGUAUGUGAAUGAAUUUGUAAAUACUGUGAUAGAAAUUGUCAUAUUAAAUAAUAAAAAUGACGAUCUGGUCUUGAUUUCCGAUAGUAUGAGAGUUUAAUAACACAAGCUAAGUGCACCACAACUAUUGGACCGUCUCCUUUUAGCACACAGCCUGUAAAAACACGACUAAUAUUAAAGUUAUUUCCUUUUCUAUGCUGUUAACACUUUAAAAAGUUUCCUGUUUAAAGUUUAUUUGUUCAUUUCAACAAGAGUAUUUAUAAAAAUAUUAAUAAAAAAUGAUUUACCUUCA